GUUCUGACCGGACGGAACUCGCCGCCGGACAGAUCCCGUUGACAUUGCUGGGACAGGUGUUACCAAACAAACCCGAAGCUCUCAGCCGCGGUGAAGACGCAGCCCGUCCCUGCUCUCCUCGGUCCUCACACCGGGACUUUGGAGCAGACAUGUACCGGUGGCCGCUGCAGGUCGCCGCCAGGAGCGUCGCGAGAGCGGCGGGAAGCAGGACUGCACGCGCCAAGGAUGCUCGCUGGCCGACACUCUGAACUCCUGGUUUCUGGUGACUCAGCUGCAUGUUUGGAUGUGUUUGGUCCGGAUGCGUCAGGAGGGCAGAGAGGGGAGGUUCUUGUGUCAUUACAUCGUUCACGCCAUGUGGGGGGACGUGGAGCAGAGGAGCAAAAUCAUGGGGAUCGAUGCCUUUCACAGAAAAGAAACCAUGAAAACCAUGACUGAGAACUUCUACGCAGCCAUGCUUGGAUACGAUGAGGGCAUCCUGUCUGAUGACCGUGUGUUGGCUGCAGCUCUGUGGAGAAACCUGUUCUGUUGUCAGUGUGAGGAGCCCCAGCAGCUGGAGCUCCUGGUGGAGUACGUACGCAAACAGAUGCAGUUCAUCGACUCUCUGAACGGGGAGGACCUGCUGCUGACAGGUGAGGUGCAGUGGCGCCCUCUGGUGGAGGAGAACGCUCAGAGCAUCCUGAAGGUGGUCCGGCCCACCUACAACGACGCUGGACUGUGAGAUGAAGGUCCAGACUCCUCCUCUUCCUCUGUCACCAUCAGACACUUCCUGCUCUUCAUCACUGGUAGAUUUCACACCUGAGACGUGUAGCUUCUCUCUCUGACCUUCUUCCUCCUCCUCACCUGAUGAAGCUUGGCUCAGGAGCUCAGGUCAUGAUCCGGACCUCCUUCAUCUUCAGCAUCAUCUUUGGUUUUGUUCCUUUUCCUGGUGAAUCCUGUAUAUUUCCUGUAUUUAUGAAAUAUCGUGUGUUUACGUUCUGCUCGCACACUGCGUUUAAAUAAAGUUUGCUUUGAAGUGACGGUGGUCCGGUCCCCCCCGCCAUGCUCUCAGACCUGAACAGGAAGUCAAACUCUGGGACUUUGUCAGUGUUUUUAAAGUCUAGAUUAAUAAAGUUUUCUGAUUAAAUGGAA
Messenger RNA from Austrofundulus limnaeus, 1128 nucleotides. It is a transcript of the gene uqcc1, whose product is annotated as ubiquinol-cytochrome c reductase complex assembly factor 1. Gene Ontology annotation, cellular component: mitochondrion. The record is from RefSeq and is a predicted model, not a curated record. Gene Ontology annotation, biological process: mitochondrial respiratory chain complex III assembly. NCBI's taxonomy places the organism in Eukaryota, Metazoa, Chordata, Actinopteri, Cyprinodontiformes, Rivulidae.